UCCCCUUUGUUCAUGGGGGUGUCCAGCCGGGGCUGAGGGAAGGCACGGAGGGGGUCGGUGCCUCCCGCUGCCCCAUGGCCGUCGCUGAGGGGGCGGCCGUGCCCUACGCCGUGGAGCUGGGGCUCACCGUGCUCCACACGGCGCUCUACGGCGCGCUCUUCCUCUUCGCCUACCUGCAGCUCUGGCUGCUGCUCUGCUACCGCGAGCGGCGGCUGAGCUACCACACGCUCUGCCUCUUCCUCUGCCUGCUCUGGGCAGCCCUCAGGACCACGCUGUUCUCCUUCUACCUGCAGAAUUCCCUGCAGGCCCUCCGCCUCCAGCAGCCCUUCGCCCACUGGCUCCUGUACUGCCUGCCCGGCUGCCUCCUCUUCUCCAGCCUCUGCCUCCUCAACCUCUACUUCGCCGAGGUCAUAUUCAAAGUGAAAUGUGCAGCUGAAUUCAACAAGUACAAGGUCCUGCUGUACCUGGGCUCCAUCUUCACCAGCCUCCUCUUCCUGGUUGUGAAUUUGACUUGUGCAAUGUUGAUCCACGGGGAGGUCCCCGAGAACCAGCUGAGGUGGACGGUCCUGGCCCGUGCCCUGGUCAACGACAGCCUCUUCAUCCUCUGUGCCAUCUCGCUGGCUGGCUGCAUGUGCAAGCUGGGAAAGAUGUCUUCAGCCAACGUCUACCUCGAGUCCAAGGGAACAUCUGUCUGCCAGGCUGUUCUUGUGGGAUCUGUAGUGGCUCUUCUGUAUUCCUCAAGGGCCUGCUAUAACCUGGUAGCUGUGGCCAUAUCUCCAGACAAUGUUCCUGGUCCUUUUAACUAUGGCUGGGACAACCUUUCAGACAAGGUGCACGUGGAAGUGAGCAGCGAGGAGUACGUGGUGUUUGGAGUGGUCCUUUUCCUCUGGGAGCUGGUGCCAACGACUUUCGUGGUGCUGUUCUUCCGGGCUCAGAGGCUGAGCCAGAACCUGACUCCAGCAGGGAUGGUGAACAGCCACAGUUACAGCUCCAGAGCCUAUUUCUUUGACAAUCCGAGGCGCUACGACAGCGACGACGACCUGUCACGGCUCGGGGCCAGAGAAGGAGGCUUGGCCACCCCUCAGUGCUCAGGCUUCUACGGCUCCCUGGCCGGGAACGACAGCGGGACCCCCGCGGACAGCGCGCCCUUGCUCUGCGCCGCCGGCGGCUCGGAGAGCAACCACCACAGCUCAUACCCCGCCCCACAGAACUGAGGAGGCUCCCUCCAUUCCCAGAGUGGCAUUCAUGUAUAGGAUUGUAACCUGGUUUUCUCUUUUCCUCCUCCUCCUCCUCCCCUGAAGCAUCUAACUCAUGACACAAACAUUCCACGACCUGCCGCAGCUGCGCGCGGGACUGAGCCGAAGGCUGCGGGCAGUAAGUAAGAGAACUGUGACUUUAAGGUACCAUGUAGCAAAGUGAAGCUGAACUCUCUGGAAGCUUUUUCUUGGUCUGGUCUUCAAGAUGUUGGCAGCUAAAUGCACCAGAGCUUCCUCACUAGAAAAGAAACAUCAAAUGCGUAUUUGCACUUUUAUCUGCACACUUGGAAGGAACGAAUCUUGCUCAGGCUCUGCUUGGUCUGAGACUGUUCUAGUUACUCUUUUAAUUGCACAUCCAUAGCUGGGAGAGGCACUGUCUUCCUGCAAAGGCGUGUUCCGUGAAGUACUCUGCAUCCUGACUCGCUGGGAGCGGGAGCUCUGUCCGGGCAGGGCCUCCUGUGCUGGAUGCUCGAGCUUUCUGUGCCAUAUUCCCACCUGGCAGGGCUGGGUGAGGCCUCGGGGCUGAGGGGGGUCUUGCUCUGACUCCUGAUCCUCGUCCCACAUGGCUGCUGACCUGUCCCUCCUGGGCCUGUGGCUCAGAGCUGAGGGGGAGGUCUGUUCCUACUGGCAUUGUGACCAACCUGAUGACAGAGGGAGAGGGCUGGCUUUUCCCUUCAGGGAGAGCUUGGAGCUGGCUCAGCAGGAGUGUGUGUGCAGGAAUGUGUGUGAAUCCAGGGCUGCUGGACCCCGGGGGUGCUGAGAGCAGCCCUGCUCCCCCCUCCUCGUCACCCACGGUGGGGUCCCCUCGUCCCCCUCAGUAUUAAAUUGCAUUUAGCAGAUAACCAAGAGGUUUAACCUGAAGUGAAUGUGAACUGGUGGGUCCCCACUGAUGUGCAGGAGGUGUCUGGCUGCCUGUGGAGCGUGCUGUUGCAGAGGGAAGGGGCAGAAAUCACAGGGAUCUGAUCCCUGGGCUCCUUGCUCUGCCCUCCAGGGCCUGGAGCCCUCCCACUGGAGUACACAGGGUGUGAGUGCUGGGUCAGGCUGGGAGAGGCUCCCCUGUCUCUCCUUAACCAAAGUAGCCAAGUUGGAUCCCGGCCUGGGCUCUUGGAGAUGAGGCUUGGUGUCAUUCGUGGCUUGUCCCUGAGCCUGCUGUGGGGAUGAGCGAAGCAGCUUUGGAUGGAGGCCCUGCUCCAGUGGGAGCUGCUCUGGCCACUGGUGCCAACCCACACUGGAACUGCUUUUAACCUGCCUUGUGCUGCUCAAACCCCAGGCUGACCCUGGGCAGGGAGUGCUGUGGUGGGACAAUGUUCUGGGAGCUGGGGGGACCCUGAGGCAGCCUCUGUGUCUGAGCUGUGUGUGAGGGAACCCCCAGCCCUGGGGCAGCCCCGGCCUCUCCUCACCAGCAUGGCCUGGUCACCCCUCACCUCUUGCUUGUGCUGGGCUCGAUGUCACUUGUCCCACCCAGUCCCUGUGCGUGGUCUGUGCUGGCCCCUUCCUUGCUCACCUGCUUCACUCUCCCUGGCCCAAAAAGAGCAGCAAGCCCUGCUUCUUUUUGGAGAAGGCAAAGAUGGCAACUCUCAGCACAUCCCUCGCUCGAGUACCCGACCCAGAGCUCCACCCUGGCUGCUCACCUGUCUCCUGGCAGGAACAGGUCGCUCCAUCUCAAUCACUGCUUGGCUUAUGGCAAAGCUGAUGAAGGGCCCAGUGUGUCCCCCUUCCUUCUGCUCCCAUAAGUCACCAAAGACAGUAAGUGACGCUCGUGGCCCCUGUUCUUGCUUAAAUUCCAAAGCACUAGGAGCACUUUAAGUUUUUCUUUGGAGGGAAAGGAGUGUAGUGCAAAAAAAAAAUUAAAAAAAAAAAAAGAAAAAAUAGUUAAAAAAAAUACAAAAUCCAAGGGCUACAGGCUCAUUGUUCCUAUUGCACUGAAGCACACACCCACACUACGAUCUUCCUGGAUUUGGGAUGGCAGGUCAGGGCAGUGAGUCUCGUUGCUGAUGGACCCCUGAGCGACUGGCAAAGCGUUUGGGUUUUACUCCUUUGUCCGGUGGUUUCCGAUCCGGCCGCUCCUCCCGGGGCCGGUCCCGUGUUUUACUGAAGUAAUUUAUAGCUGAGAAGUACAAUGACUUUUUUAAUGCAUAGUUGCCUUUCAUUAAACUUUCUUUUUUGGGUUUGUUUUGUUUUUUUUUUUUUUUUUUUUUUGGUAUGGUUUAACAGUGUUUUGGCUUUGCAGUUGGGCAGCAGCUGCUGCGCCAGGAGCUGUGGCCAAUGAAUGUACCUAUUUGUUCUUCACUAAACUGUAACCAAGCACUACUCUGUUGAAAUAAAUAAAAAAAAAAAAA
Messenger RNA from Pipra filicauda (Wire-tailed manakin), 3595 nucleotides. It is a transcript of the gene GPR137C, whose product is annotated as G protein-coupled receptor 137C. The coding region runs from base 75 to 1214 and encodes 379 amino acids. The record is from RefSeq and is a predicted model, not a curated record. NCBI's taxonomy places the organism in Eukaryota, Metazoa, Chordata, Aves, Passeriformes, Pipridae. Gene Ontology annotation, biological process: positive regulation of TORC1 signaling. Gene Ontology annotation, cellular component: lysosomal membrane. The transcript has 7 exons.